Parus major (Great Tit) is the source of this 1956-nucleotide messenger RNA. It is a transcript of the gene AHSA2P, whose product is annotated as activator of HSP90 ATPase homolog 2, pseudogene. The transcript is spliced from 9 exons. NCBI's taxonomy places the organism in Eukaryota, Metazoa, Chordata, Aves, Passeriformes, Paridae. Bases 57 to 1070 code for a protein of 337 amino acids. Gene Ontology annotation, biological process: protein folding; positive regulation of ATP-dependent activity. Gene Ontology annotation, molecular function: ATPase activator activity; protein-folding chaperone binding. The record is from RefSeq and is a predicted model, not a curated record. Gene Ontology annotation, cellular component: cytosol.
GCGGUGCCGGCGGAAGCGGCCGGGAGGGAGCGGCGGAGGCGGCGCCGGGCAGCGCCAUGGCCAAGUGGGGCCAGGGGGACCCGCGCUGGAUCGUGGAGGAGCGGGCGGACGCCACCAACGUGAACAACUGGCACUGGACGGAGCGGGACGCGACCAGCUGGUCCAAGAGGAAGCUGAAGGAGGUGCUGGAGGGGCUGGUGGUGGAGGGCGAGGCCGGGCGCUGCGAGAUCGGCGACCUCAAACACGUGGAGGGCGAAGCGUCCUGCAACAGCCGCAAAGGGAAACUCAUCUUCUUCUACGAGUGGAACCUGCGCCUCAGCUGGAAAGGUACAGUGAAAGAGUCUGGUGAGAAACAUAAGGGAUCUGUUGAAAUUCCUAACCUGUCAGAAGAAAAUGAGGUAGAUGAUACAGAGAUAAAUGUUAGCAAGAAAAAAGGGGAAGGUGAUGUUCUGAAGGACCUGAUGAGAACUGAAGGAACCACCAAAGUCAGAGAGGCCCUAAGGGACUACCUGAAAGCACUUAAAACAGAGUUCACCUUGGGAAUGAUUCUGCCAACAAAAGCUCCUGGUGGUCAGGAACUGGCCACGGAGCGAAAACCAAGUGGGAGCACUGUGCAGGACUCUGUUACACCACAGUCUCUGGAUAUGGUUGGAGUAAAAAUUCCAACAGUGAGGAUACAUAUGAGGGAAGUCUUCAACUCUCCAGCUGAUGAACUUUACAGCAUCUUCACAAAGAAGGAAUUGGUACAGAAGUUCUCCAAGUGCCCAGCUGUGAUUGAAGCAGAGAAAGGAGGCAAACUUCAGAUGUUUGAGGGCUGUGUCAGCGGUGAAUACACCGAACUGGUACCCAGCCAAAGAAUUGUCCUGAAGUGGCGAUGUAGGAGCUGGCCUGAUGAACAUUAUGCAACAGUGGCCUUGAACUUCCAGGACCUGGUGGCUCAGUCGGAACUGGAGCUGGAAUGCAAAGGGGUUCCCGUCUCCCAUGAAGAGAGUACAAGACAGUGUUGGAAGAAGCAAUAUUUUGAAGAAAUACAUAUUUUACUGCAGCAAUCAAAAGAUAACAUGGAAUGAUAACAGCACUGUAGUUUUGUUAGGGCAUUACUUUUUAUACUUUGUUAACAUUUGGUUUUCUAAAAAAAAAUAUAUAUAAUUUAUUUGUGGGAAGAAUAAAGACCCACUUCUAUGAGACUGUACAUAGUUGAAGCACUAUUUAUGGGUUUUUAGGGAAUGAGAGGCAAGUCAGACUGUUUAUAGACAGCUUUACUCAGAGACAGUGAUCUCUGUUCUGCUUGCCUGCACCUUCAGAAAGAGAUAAUGAUUCAGCUGCAGUGAGUCCUGCCCUCAGAGGCAGGUGAGCUACAACAAUCAAUAGGAAGCAUUUCCAGUUCCUUAAUAUUCAGUGUAUUAAGUGGCAAAUUUAAAUCCCUGUAGGAGACGGAGUUCCCAGCAGAGGUGAGCUGAAAGGGAUUACAAAACUGCUGAUCCAUUUCAAGAAAUGGAGAGGUUUUCAUUUAUAGCCUUGUGGAAUACCUGCUAGAUGCUUUUAACUGCAGGCUCUUUGUAGCUGCAGUUUUAGGAGAGAUAAUUAACAAUGUCAUGUAAUUAUUAGGUCUGCAUGCACUGUAUUCCCUUCCUUGACCUCAGUGUGACAUUUAUUUAGGAAGAAACAAACAGUAGUAUUGCUUUCUUUCUGCAGUUCGGUAAAACCUUCCACUGAAAUGAUUUACAGCCCUCUGCAAUGCUGUACCUCAAAGAGAACAACUGUUAAAGAGAAUUCUGACAGGAACAAAUUGUAAUUCCUAAUUAAACCAUCUCGAGGUGAGCAAGGAUAACUUAGUUUUCAAUAAAUAAAUGAAGUGUACAAAUUAAAUAUGCAAUCUGAAACAAAUUGACCACAGUAGGGCAGACUGCCUUUGGAAAACUUGCUUGGCUUAAUAAAAAUAUGACUUUACAUCAA